Schistosoma mattheei is the source of this 3135-nucleotide messenger RNA. NCBI's taxonomy places the organism in Eukaryota, Metazoa, Platyhelminthes, Trematoda, Strigeidida, Schistosomatidae. The record is from the annotation of a GenBank genome assembly.
AUGUCUCCAACUCCUCCAUCCAAACGACAAAAAAUACUGACCUCUACAGAAAACAACAAUAACAAUUUUCAUUCAAAUACCAACAACAACUUGUCAAACGGGAUGGAAGCUAACGGAGAAGUUCCUGAUUUGGACGAAAGUCUUUAUAGUCGGCAGCUUUAUGUCUACGGGGCUGAAGGCAUGCGCCGAAUGGCAACAACAGACAUUCUAGUUAUUGGCCUGGAAGGACUUGGGCUCGAGGUCGCUAAAAAUAUCAUUCUGGCUGGAGUUAAAUCUGUAACGUUGUGUGAUGACACUCCAUUAUGUAUAGCUGACCUCACAUCUCACUACUUUGCGGACCUUAAUGACAUAGGUCAUCCACGUGCUGAAAUUUGUAAGAAUAAGUUAAGCGAGUUGAAUAAUCAUGUGUCUGUCCGCGUGUUAAACAAACAUAAACUUGGUGCUGAAGACUUUAGGAAGUUUAGUGUAGUGGUGCUAAACCAGGGAUCUGAGGACCUAUGUGUGGAGUAUGGAGACAUUUGUCGGAGUUUAGGUGUCAAAUUCGUCGUUGCUUCAACAUGCGGACUUUUUGGCAAAGUGUUUUGUGACUUUGGGACAGAUUUUGUAGUGUAUGACCCAACUGGUGAAGUUCCAUCUUCAGUCAUGAUUCAGCAAAUAGAGAAGAGCAAACAAGGACUUGUAACUUGUUUGGAGGAGACUCGUCAUGGGUUUCAGGACGGUGAUUAUGUAACUUUUUCUGAAGUAAAAGGGAUGGUAGAGUUAAAUGGUUGUCAACCCCGAAGAGUAACAGUUGUUGGACCUGAUGUAUUUUCCAUUGGUGACACGUCUAAUUUUGGUCCAUACAUAUCUGGUGGGAUGUGUACUCUUGUUAAAAUGCCAUUAAAAAUCAACUUUCUACCUUAUCGGACAGCCUAUUAUUCCCCAGUUUUCAUGACGACAGAUUUCGUUAAAACUGAGCAUCCCGCACAGAUUCAUCUCUUCUUCAAGGCCCUCAGUGAUUAUAAGAAUAGCAACGGAUCUCUUCCUAAACCUUGGUGCAGGACUGAUUCCUGUACUUUUGUGGACUAUGUCCAUAAAGUCAAUAAACAAAUGGAAAACACAAACGCUUCAGUCUCAUCAAUCGAUGAAAAACUAGCUAUGCUCUUUGGAUGCGUUUGUUCAGGUCAAUGUUCCCCCGUCUUGUCUUUUAUAGGCAGUUUCGCUGCCCAAGAAGUUAUGAAGGCUUGCAGCGGUAAGUUCACGCCGCUGCAACAGUGGAUGUAUUUCGAUGCAACUGAGUGCCUCUCGAUGAGUUCAGAUGAAGAUUUCGUAGUCUCAGAGAAUGAUGCAAAGCCGAUUGGAUCUCGUUAUGAUGGUCAGAUUGCCAUAUUCGGCCGUGCGUUUCAAGAGAAGCUGAAAGGAUUGAAGUAUUUUGUUGUUGGUUCAGGUGCAAUUGGAUGCGAGCUGCUAAAAAACUUCUCGUUGAUGGGUGUUGGUGCAGGACCGUCUGGAAAAAUUGUUGUGACGGACAUGGAUCUCAUCGAAAGAUCAAACCUUAACAGACAGUUCCUGUUUCGUCCAUGGGAUAUCCAUAAAAUGAAGUCAGUCGUGGCAUCAGCCGCUGCUAAAUUGAUAAAUCCAGAGCUUAAUAUUGAAGCUCAUGAGAAUCGUGUUGGACCGGAGACGGAGAAAAUAUAUGACGACGAAUUCUUCGAGAAAUUGGAUGGAAUUGCUAAUGCGUUAGACAACGUUGAGGCCCGCACUUAUGUUGAUCGUCGUUGCGUUUAUUAUCGCAAACCUCUUUUAGAAUCUGGAACCCUGGGAACUAAGGGUAAUGUACAGGUUGUUAUCCCUUAUUUGACAGAAUCUUACUCAUCUUCACAAGACCCUCCAGAAAAAUCAUUCCCUGCGUGCACUCUGAAAAACUUCCCUUAUCUGAUUGAGCAUACCCUCCAGUGGGCACGCGAUCUGUUUGAAGGACUUUUCGUCCACCAGUCACAAGCAAUGAGUUCGUUUUUACAGGAUCCAUCUGGCUUUUUAGAACGAACAUUAUCAAAUCAAGGAAAUCAACCUUUGGAAACACUAGAAACUUUAAAAACAAAUUUAUUAGACAAAAGACCAAGUAGUUUCGAAGAUUGUGUCACUUGGGCUAGAUUACUCUGGCAGACAACACAUUUGGAGUUUAUUUCGGCGGCUUCAAACCUUCGCGCUGAAUGCUAUGGUAUCCCUCAAUGUCGAAACCUGUCCAAAAUUUCCGAAAUUGUUCAAAAUGUAGUUGUCCCUCCGUUUGUUCCUCGAUCAGGCGUACGGAUUGAUGUAACCGAGGCAGAGGCUCAAGCAAGGUCAGCUGCACCUAUGACUGAUACAUCUCGACUUGAAAAACUUCAGAAAGCUUUACGUAGCUUCAGCAACACUUCAACACUGCAUAUCAACGUAAUUGAAUUUGAGAAAGAUGAUGAUACAAAUUUUCAUAUGGACUUCAUCACCACAGCAAGCAAUUUAAGGGCCGAGAAUUAUGAAAUCCCUCCAGCUGACCGACUAAAAAGUAAAUUAAUUGCUGGUAAAAUUAUCCCUGCAAUUGCAACUACAACUAGUUUGGUGGCUGGGCUGGUAUGCCUAGAACUACUUAAGCUUGUUCAAGGACACAAAAAACUCGAACUGUUCAAAAAUGCUUACGUCGAUUUAGCGUUGCCCUUUACUUCAUUUUAUGAACCUGUAGCACCUAUCAAGUCAAAAUACUACGAUACAGAAUUUUCUUUAUGGGAUCGGUUCGAACUUUCAGGUCCUAUGACCUUGCAAGGUCUAAUUGAUUACUUCAAAGAUAGUUUGAAGUUAAAUGUAACAAUGUUAUCGCAAGAUGUUUCUAUGCUCUAUGCAUUCUUCAUGCCAGAAGCAAAGCGUAAGGAACGUCUAGUUAUGUCAUUAAAAGAUCUGGUGGAAGUAGUCAACAAACGCAAAAUACCUCCCCAUGUCAAAGUACUGGUAUUUGAUGUCUGUUGCAGUGAUGAGCAUGAUAAAGAUGUUGAUGUGCCAUAUAUCCGCUAUGUACUGGAACCAGCCAAUAAAGUUCAUUUAUUCAUGUCUUUCUCAAAUAACACAGGUUUUAAGUUGAUGAUUACUCCUUUACGAAACCAAACUAUUUUUCACCCAUUUUAA